Messenger RNA from Erythranthe guttata (spotted monkey flower), 526 nucleotides. NCBI's taxonomy places the organism in Eukaryota, Viridiplantae, Streptophyta, Magnoliopsida, Lamiales, Phrymaceae. The record is from RefSeq and is a predicted model, not a curated record.
UGUUGGCAAUUCACUCAGUUAUGUUGUGUAUAUUAGAACCCGAAAAUGUGCUUUUCGGACGACACAUUGCCAGAUGGCUUCCGUGUGAGAAAAGGCGACACGGUGGCUUAUCAAUCGUACGCAAUGGGAAGAAUGAAAUUCAUAUGGGGAGACAAUGCAGAGGAAUUUAAACCCGAACGAUGGCUCGAUUUUAACGGUUGCUUCCAUCACGAGUGUCCCUUCAAAUUUACCGCUUUCCAGGCCGGGCCGAGGAUUUGUUUGGGGAAGGAAUUUGCUUAUCGGCAGAUGAAGAUAUUAUCAGCUGUUUUGAUGAGAUUUUUCGUGUUCCGAUUAAGUGACGAGAGUAAGAAAGUGAAGUAUAGGACUAUGAUUAAUCUUCAUAUCGACGGGGGACUUCGAGUUCGUGCGUUCGAUAGAAUAGUUCACGAGUGAACUUUCCGGAUACGAAAAAUUGCGUUUUAUGCACAAAUUUAUGUAUAAUGUAUGUAUGUAAAUGUUUUUGUUCUACUAAUAAUGUGAUUCUGUU